This is a messenger RNA of Anopheles merus, 2416 nucleotides long. It is a transcript of the gene Agpat1, whose product is annotated as 1-acyl-sn-glycerol-3-phosphate acyltransferase alpha. The transcript is spliced from 3 exons. Gene Ontology annotation, molecular function: 1-acylglycerol-3-phosphate O-acyltransferase activity. The record is from RefSeq and is a predicted model, not a curated record. Bases 772 to 1827 code for a protein of 351 amino acids. Gene Ontology annotation, cellular component: membrane; endoplasmic reticulum. Lineage: Eukaryota; Metazoa; Arthropoda; Insecta; Diptera; Culicidae. Gene Ontology annotation, biological process: phosphatidic acid biosynthetic process.
CCCGCUCUAACGUCGGUUUCGCACGAAGCGAAGCAACAUCGGUUUGGCUCCAUAAGCCAGUGAAAAACACAAGCGACCUGCACGCAUGGCGGACAUAGACCUGCGAUGCUGUAAAUAAACAGUCGCCGCAUUGGAAACAUCGGACGUAUUCUACCAGAAUCGGCCACUGAUCCAACAGUGCAUUACCCGUCCACAUCCACCUGAGCAUGCUAGGGGACCCGUGCCGGACCGACAGUUGAUACAACAUUCGUAGCAUCGCCUUUCCGUCAGGACAUUCGCCUUCAAGGAUCGUACCCCAAGAAAAAGGCAAGAAACCAACGUGUGCAGUGCAACGAAUCGAUAUUUUGGUGUGUGUAGUGUAAAAGUGCGAAAAGCGGGCGCGGUGGAACAAAAUAUUCCACGCUUGCUGCUUUUUCCUGACAAUCGCGGGCAGAGUGUGCAUACAGAAGUGCAAUUCGCUGAUCAGAUGUGCGCGUGUGUCAGUAUGUGUGCGUGUGAACAGUGUAUUGAUUGUAGGAGCAUUGUGUAAAAAGCGUUGAUUGAUAUUUUCCACCUCCGUCACGACAGAGAAAAAAAAAACCAUUGCAAAACCAGUGCACCCGGUGGCAAAUAGUAACAUCACCGUCCGUGCGUGACCAAACGAAACUCCAAACCAACUCCCCGAGAUUUUUCUCGCUCCUUCCGUGAACGGACAGUGUGCGAAGGAGCAGCAAUAAAAGCAAGAAAAACACGAAAACAGUGCAACAACAACAAAAACGUACAUCAUCCAAAAUGUUGUCCAACUACGCGGAGCUGUUUCUCAUCUGUGCCAUCAUACUGAUGCCAAUAUUUUAUGAAACGUCGAGCCGCUUCCGGUACUACUUUAAAAUCUUCGUCUACUACGCGGUGGUCAUACUGAACUCCUUCGUUUUCAUACCCAUCUUCCUGUUCCGACCGUGCGAUGUGAGAAACCUGACACUGGCGAGCAAAUUCUGCCGCCUUGCGUCGCCAAUCAUCAGCAUGAAGUGGGAGGUGCGCGGGGCCGAGCACAUGGGUGCCGAUCGGGCGAUGGUAAUGGUGGCCAACCAUCAAAGCUCACUCGAUAUUUUGGGUAUGUUCGACUUCUGGCACCUGAUGGACAAGUGUACGGUGAUCGCCAAGCGGGAGCUGUUCUUCGCCUGGCCGUUCGGGCUGGCCGCCUGGCUGUCCGGGCUGAUCUUUAUCGACCGGCGGCAUGCGCAGCGCGCCCAGACGGCAAUGAACGAGUCCACCAAGAUGCUGAUCGAAAAGCGCACCAAGCUGUGGGUAUUCCCCGAGGGUACGCGCCGCAUCACGAACGAAAUCCACCCGUUCAAAAAGGGCGCGUUCCACGUGGCCGUUCGGGCCCAGCUGCCGAUACUGCCGGUCGUGUACAGCUCGUACCACACGUUCCUGGACACCAAGAACAAGGUGAUGAACCCGGGGCACGUGAUCGUGACGGCGCUGUCACCGAUCGAAACGAAGGGCCUCACAAUCGACGACAUCCCGGAGCUGAUCGAGCGCACCCGCAAUGCGAUGAUCGAAACGUUCAAGGCCACCACCAAGGAGGUGGAGAAUCGGUUCAAUCUGAGCGGCCACGGCAUGACACCGGCCAAGGGUACGACGACAGUGAUCUCGCGCAUUGCGGCCGCGCUGCCCGGUGGCGUGAGCAAGCAGCCGAUGAUGACCGUGGCAGCCCCUCCGGUUCGGCCCGUUGUUGAGCUGAUUGAACCGGAAGCGCGAAAGAUUGGCUCCCUGAUGGGGGGUGGCGAUGCGUCACCGAUUAAGGAACCGACCGCCUACCGGCGCAAGGAUGUACAGCGGGAUUAGUUUGCUCGUUUUUUUUAGUUUUUUUGUUAUUGUUGUUGGCCCGCUGCAAUGUGGUGUCACACACACACACGCGCACUCACACGGGCAACCUAAUUUGUUGUCGAUUGGUUAGGGGUGAAAGCGUGUUUUAAUUUGAUUACGAUUGGAAAGGAAAAGGAAGCAGGUUCAAGGAUCCCAUGGGCAGUAUGGGAAUUGCAAUUAUCCUCCUCAUGACCCAAAGAUCGAGUGAGUUUUAAUACAAACAUAAACGCUUUCCGGCGUCUCUCAGAGACUCAGAGAGAGAGAGAGAAAUAGAGAGAAAGAGAGGGGUUCCCGUCCCCGUGUGAUGCGUGUUUUUUGUAAAAAAAAAAGGCAAAGAGAUGGAGUCCAAGUAAAGGGAUCGUUUCCAUCGCGAAUAAGUACUGUUUUGUGGACGUUUCAAACGCUUACUGCAAGCAAAAAGUACGCUCUGGCGAGCGUUGUGAAGAGGAGAAGUAGCAGUCGAAAGGCGAGAUUGAUUAACACAGACACCCACAAUCGAACAGGAAAACAGAUUUUGAAAAGAGAUUACUUUUAGAGAGUUAGACCAAAACCAAAAUUAAAGCAAAAA